GACAGCAACCAGAGGCGCCGCCGCCGCCACCACCUGCACCUGGCUCCCGGCCCAAGUCCAGCGCCCGCCGGGCGGCUGCUUCCCGCCGUCCUGCCGUGCCCACCCGCCAGUCAAACCUAUACUGGGUAUUCACUGUGUCACCAACAUUCUGGUAUUACCCUUUAAUGAAAUCUUCUUGCCAGCAAAUCUAUGAUAAAAAAUAUAAGUUACAGAAGAAACUAUAACUGUUACUUGUCAAGUGGCAAACUUUUAAUGUCAGAAUGGCUCACGUAAAACGACUAGUAAAAUUCCAUCUUAAAAGACAUUACCAUAAAAAAUUCUGGAAGCUUGGUGCAGUAAUUUUUUUCUUUAUAAUAUUUUUGAUUUUAAUGCAAAGAGAAGUAAGUGUUCAAUAUUCCAAAGAGGAAUCAAGGAUGGAAAGAAAUAUAAACAAAAACAAGGUGUUUGAUUUAAUGUUAGAAGCUGUAAACAAUAUUAAAGAUGCAAUGCCAAAAAUGCAAAUAGGAGCACCUGUCAGGCAGAACAUGGAUGCUGGUGAGAGACCCUGUUUGCAAGGAUAUUACACAGCAGCAGAAUUGAAACCGGUUCUUGACCGCCCACCUCAGGAUUCCAAUGCACCUGGUGCUUCUGGUAAAGCGUUCAAGACAACCAAUUUAAGUGUUGAAGAACAGAAGGAAAAAGAACGUGGAGAAGUAAAACACUGUUUUAAUGCUUUUGCAAGUGACAGGAUUUCUCUACACCGAGAUCUUGGACCAGACACUCGACCUCCUGAAUGUAUUGAACAAAAAUUUAAGCGCUGUCCUCCCCUGCCUACCACCAGUGUCAUAAUAGUUUUUCAUAAUGAAGCCUGGUCCACGCUGCUUAGAACUGUCCACAGUGUGCUUUAUUCUUCCCCUGCCAUACUGCUGAAGGAAAUCAUUUUGGUGGAUGAUGCUAGUGUAGAUGAGUACUUACAUGAUAAACUAGAAGAAUAUAUAAAACAAUUUUCAAUAGUAAAAAUAGUCAGACAAAGAGAGAGAAAAGGUCUGAUCACUGCAAGGUUGCUAGGAGCAACAGUUGCAACAGCUGAAACGCUCACAUUUUUAGAUGCUCACUGUGAGUGUUUCUAUGGCUGGUUAGAACCUUUGUUGGCCAGAAUCGCUGAGAACUACACGGCUGUGGUGAGUCCGGAUAUUGCAUCCAUAGAUCUAAACACGUUUGAGUUCAACAAACCUUCUCCUUAUGGAAGUAAUCACAACCGUGGAAACUUUGAUUGGAGUCUUUCAUUUGGCUGGGAAUCACUUCCUGAUCAUGAGAAGCAAAGAAGGAAAGAUGAAACCUACCCAAUUAAAACACCCACUUUUGCAGGAGGCCUUUUUUCCAUAUCAAAAGAAUAUUUUGAAUAUAUUGGAACUUACGAUGAAGAAAUGGAAAUCUGGGGAGGUGAAAAUAUAGAAAUGUCUUUCAGAGUAUGGCAAUGUGGUGGGCAGUUGGAGAUUAUGCCUUGCUCUGUUGUUGGACAUGUUUUUCGCAGCAAAAGCCCUCAUACCUUUCCAAAAGGCACUCAGGUGAUUGCUCGCAACCAAGUUCGCCUUGCAGAAGUCUGGAUGGAUGAAUACAAGGAAAUAUUUUAUAGGAGAAACACAGAUGCAGCAAAAAUUGUUAAACAAAAAUCGUUUGGUGAUCUUUCAAAGAGAUUUGAAAUAAAGCACCGCCUUCAAUGUAAAAAUUUUACAUGGUACCUGAACACUAUUUAUCCAGAAGCAUAUGUGCCAGACCUUAAUCCUGUUAUAUCUGGAUAUAUUAAAAGCGUUGGUCAGCCUCUGUGUCUGGAUGUUGGAGAAAAUAAUCAAGGAGGCAAACCAUUAAUUUUGUACACGUGUCAUGGACUCGGGGGAAACCAGUAUUUUGAAUACUCGGCUCAACAUGAAAUUCGGCAUAACAUCCAGAGGGAAUUAUGUCUUCAUGCUGCUCAAGGUCUUGUUCAGCUGAGAGCGUGUGCCUACAAAGGUCACAGGACAGUGGCCAGCGGAGAACAGAUAUGGGAGAUCCAGAAGGACCAACUUCUAUAUAAUCCAUUCUUAAAAAUGUGCCUUUCAGCAAAUGGAGAGCAUCCGAGCUUGGUGUCAUGCAAUCCAUCAGAUCCACUCCAAAAAUGGAUUUUUAGCCAAAAUGAUUAAGUGUUCCUUAAAAUUAAGGAGUUGAAAAAGGAGAUAUUCUUUCUCAUAAAACUGUGACUAGGCAUACACUGUAGUUUUUGAAAAUUAUGCAAAAGCAGCUAAUUGUAACUUAUUCCAAGUGCAUUUUUCUUAUUUAUGUCUUAAAAUAUCUAUGUAGCAUUGCUACAGAAAUCUUUUAAGUUUCCGUUUCAAAGCACAAUAACUAAUAAUACCAAAGACUAUUUUGAAAUGUCCAGAUGUAGGGGAAGAGAUGUUUACAGUAUGAUGAAAAUAAUUUUCUAAGUAAAGUGAUAUUUGUGUGUUUUGUACACUUAAAGAUAUGCAUAGCUACAUUCACACACUCACACUUUAAAAUAUUUCUUCUAGUUUUUGGGGGGGGAGAAAGAUUUGAUACUGUAUUUUUUUAACUACAUAGAAAUGGAUCAAUGAAGGUCAAGCAUUGGCCUUUGUGUAUAAACCAGGAAAUUUUUAUAGAUCUAGAAUUUAUUAUAUAAAAAUGCAGGUAAACUUUUUUGCCUUUUGUUUUCUUAUCUGUCAUAGGUUUCCUUAAACAUGAAAUUAAAUGAAUAAGAAUAUUUUUAACACUUCAGUAUCUUGGCAAAUUUUAAAAUAUUUUUUAGUCUGAAGUCCACUUGACUUAAAGCACUUAAAUCUUGCUUAAAAUAUAUUUCUUAAAUAACUAUACUGUGUGUUUUCCCAAAGCAAUUAAAAAAAAAACUAUAAAGUACUAUCUGUUGAAAAGAUGUCUUUUUCCUUUCUGCUAGUCCUUUUUCCUUACCAAAAUUCACUAAUCUUGAAUGUUUGUGGAAUUGAAUUUCAAAUGCAGAAUACUUGACUCAUUUAAAAGCUAAAUUUUGUUUGUUACUGAUUCAAUUUAGAUCAUCUUUGUAAAGAAUUUUUUUCAUCAAAAAAAUCUUCUAUGUGGAAAACACAAUAAAAUGAAUCCUUAUCACUGUUGUAACU
This is a messenger RNA of Lontra canadensis (Northern American river otter), 3122 nucleotides long. It is a transcript of the gene GALNT3, whose product is annotated as polypeptide N-acetylgalactosaminyltransferase 3. Gene Ontology annotation, cellular component: Golgi apparatus. The transcript is spliced from 12 exons. Lineage: Eukaryota; Metazoa; Chordata; Mammalia; Carnivora; Mustelidae. The coding region runs from base 261 to 2159 and encodes 632 amino acids. The record is from RefSeq and is a predicted model, not a curated record.